Molecule: messenger RNA, 1605 nt
Organism: Cimex lectularius (bed bug)
Lineage: Eukaryota; Metazoa; Arthropoda; Insecta; Hemiptera; Cimicidae
Gene: shv
Product: dnaJ homolog shv
Exons: 5
Coding region: 147-1226 (359 amino acids)
Biological process (GO): protein folding; protein maturation
Cellular component (GO): endoplasmic reticulum
Molecular function (GO): misfolded protein binding
Source: RefSeq, a predicted model, not a curated record
AAAAUUUGGGAGGUUAUUUGUGGGUUGAAGAUGUAACAAAAUUGUAAAGGCCCUGGUGGAGCUGGCCAAUAAGAUUCGUACACGGAUGGAGAGGAAUGAUGGAAAUUUCAUUCUUAUUUUUUAACAGUUCCCCUUGAAUUUCAACUAUGGAUGCAUUAAAGAUUUUAACAAUCCUACUAAUUAAUUUAACGUUUUGUUCCCUCAUCCUAGCCGAGAGGAACUUUUACAAGAUUCUCGGUGUGCGGAAGGACGCGAAUACAAAUCAAAUAAAAAAGGCCUACAGGAAAUUGGCGAAAGAGCUUCACCCGGAUAAGAACAAAAACGACCCGGAGGCAGCUGAGAAAUUUAGUGAUCUUAGUGCUGCCUAUGAAGUUCUUUCCAACCCGGACAAGAGAGAUAAAUACAAUAAGUGUGGGGAAGAAUGCCUCAAAAAGGACGGAAUGAUGGACAAUUCCAUGGACCCGUUUGCAAGCUUUUUUGGAGACUUUGGCUUCCACUUUUCCAACGGUGAUGGAGGAAGGAACAGAGAGACUCCCAAAGGUGCCACCAUCGUCAUGGAUUUGCCUGUCUCACUCGAAGAAUUAUAUAAUGGCAAUUUCGUUGAGAUUACAAGGAAAAAACCUGUUAUGAAGCCUGCAUCAGGCACACGAAAAUGCAAUUGUCGACAAGAAAUGCAGACGAGACAACUUGGCCCGGGGAGGUACCAAAUGAUGCAGCAAACGGUUUGCGAUGAAUGCCCCAAUGUCAAAUUUGUCACCGAGAGCAGAUUGUUAGAAGUCGAAAUAGAACAGGGCAUGGUAGACCGUCAAGAAGUCAGAUUUAUUGCCGAAGGUGAACCACAUAUAGAUGGAGAUCCAGGUGAUUUAGUCUUGAAGAUCAAGACUGUCCCUCACCCCGUCUUUGAAAGGCGAGGAGAUGAUUUGUACACAAAUGUUACAAUCUCGUUAGUAGACGCCCUAACAGGCUUCUCAAUGGAAAUUGAACACCUAGACGGUAGAAUGGUAAAAAUUCAACGAGAAAAAGUAACAUGGCCUGGUGCUAGAAUAAGAAAGAAGGGCGAAGGAAUGCCUAAUUAUGAAAAUAAUAAUUUACAUGGUGUAUUGUACAUCACAUUUGAUGUAGAAUUUCCUAAAAAUGAAUUCACAGAAGAAGAAAAGAACAGUCUCAAAGAAAUUCUCAAACAGAAAUCUGUGAACAAUGUUUAUAAUGGAUUACAUGGUUUCUAACUGUGGAGAUAUUAAAAACAAAUAUUUAUAGGCCAAUUUUUAUAAAUACCAAAAAUGUUGGGUGCUACUCGUGCAAAACAGAGACAAAAAGUUAUUCCCACUUAAAAUGUAAAACGAGAGACUAAAUGUUGACCUAUUAUUUGUGUAAGAUGAAUUUUUGAACAUUUCAAAUUGUGUCUGAUUGUUUCCUGUAUCAGUGUUUUUAAAGUGUAUGAGUUUGAAAAAUCUUCAAUUUAAACUGGUAGUUUUCCUUGAGAAAUUUUUGACUUAGAUCUAUUUAUUUUUUAGUUUUUAUAAAUUUGAAUUAUUAACCAAUUGAAUUACCAUUUUGGAUUUUUUUAAAUAAUAAUUUUGAUAUGAAUACACUUUCUUAGUUGAA